CUCUCCAGACCAGCUCUCAGUAUCCAUUCAGACGCGCUGCGAAGAACACGCGGCAGCAGCUGGUCUCAACAUGGCUGAGGAACUUGCGCCCGUCUAUUUUGCCGUUGGCCCCAACGCCCGCGAGAUAACCUGCCCCUACUGCAAGGUGCUGGCCAGGACGCGUCUGGUGCGCUCCUGGCUGCACUGCUGCACCAAGCGUCACCAUUGCGGCGCCUGCGGCGAGUACCUGGGUGUCUACAGGCGACCCCAGCUCUGAUACCCUACAUCAUCUUCUGCACACUUUGUACUGUACAACAAUAAAGAACAGGCAUUAAA
Drosophila novamexicana is the source of this 315-nucleotide messenger RNA. RefSeq lists its product as uncharacterized. Bases 71 to 256 code for a protein of 61 amino acids. The record is from RefSeq and is a predicted model, not a curated record. The transcript has a single exon. Lineage: Eukaryota; Metazoa; Arthropoda; Insecta; Diptera; Drosophilidae.